Molecule: messenger RNA, 1290 nt
Organism: Quercus robur (English oak)
Lineage: Eukaryota; Viridiplantae; Streptophyta; Magnoliopsida; Fagales; Fagaceae
Product: acetylserotonin O-methyltransferase-like
Exons: 2
Coding region: 55-1110 (351 amino acids)
Biological process (GO): methylation
Molecular function (GO): protein dimerization activity; S-adenosylmethionine-dependent methyltransferase activity; O-methyltransferase activity
Source: RefSeq, a predicted model, not a curated record
CCUGUCUCAAGUAUCAACACAACCAUAAGGAAAAGAUUGCUCAAACUGAGAGAAAUGGAAAAAACACAAAGAGAGGAAAAAUGGAACGAGGAAGAACAAGCAGAAGUGGAUAUCUGGAAAUACAUAUUUGGGUUCACAGAAAUGGCUGUAGUCAAGUGUGCCAUUGAUCUUGGGAUAGCUGAUGCCAUUGAAAGCCAUGGAAGCCCCAUGACACUCUCUGAGUUGUCAUCAACUCUAGGAUGUGCUCCUUCCCCUCUUUUCCGCAUUAUGAGGUUCCUAAUGUACCGAGGAAUAUUCAAGGGGAAACUCACUCGCCAAGGCUCCCCAGGUUAUGCACAAACACCUCUAUCUCGUCGUUUGAUGAAACAUGGAGAACAUAGCAUGGCUGCUUUGAUUUUGCUAGAGAGUAGCCCAGUGAUGCUGACACCAUGGCUUAGUCUAAGUGCACGUGUUCUAGCCAAUGGUACUUCGUCAUUUGAGGUGGCACAUGGUGAAGAUAUAUGGAGCUAUUCAGCUUCAAAUCCUGCUCACGGCCAACUCAUCAAUGAAGCAAUGGCUUGUGAUGCUAGGGUGAUAGUGCCAGCAAUGAUUCAUGGUUGCCCUGAGGUGUUUGAUGGGCUUAGCAGUUUGGUCGACGUGGGUGGGGGCAAUGGAAAAACUUUGAAGGUGUUGGUUAAGGCAUUUCCAUGGCUUCGAGGCAUCAACUUUGAUCAACCUCAUGUUGUUUCUGUUGCAGGCGUGAUUAGUGGAGUUGAAAAUGUUGGGGGUGACAUGUUUGAAAGUGUUCCAAAGGCUGAUGCAGUUUUCCUGAAGUGGGUCCUGCAUGAUUGGGGAGACAAUGAGUGCAUCCAAAUCCUUAAAAAAUGCAGAGAAGCUGUUCUGGAGAAUAAAGGAAAGGUAAUAAUUGUUGAUGCGGUGAUUGAAGAAGCAGAAAAAGAUAAGCUAACCGAUGUGAAGCUAGCACUAGACAUGGCGAUGAUGGCUCAUACUAAUAGCGGCAAAGAGAGGACGUUGAAAGAAUGGGGAUUUGUUCUUGGGGAGGCUGGAUUCAGUAGAUACACAGUGAAAACCAUUCAUGCUGUGCAAUCAGUAAUUGAAGCAUUUCCAUAAUCUAUAUGUUUAAGUUAAGGAACAUGGUGUUGUUGUUUAUCUCUAAUUUUAAGUGGUAAUAAGUCAAUCUAUGUUGUAAUGGCUACUAAGAGAAGACCAGUUUGACUGUUUGAGUUGGUGUAGGUCGCUUGGUUUUAAUUGCAAUCUAUUAAUCUAUGAUUAUGAAAAUUUUCUGCUUUU